Arachis ipaensis is the source of this 2447-nucleotide messenger RNA. RefSeq names its product exocyst subunit exo70 family protein B1 (gene EXO70B1). Gene Ontology annotation, cellular component: exocyst. Gene Ontology annotation, molecular function: phosphatidylinositol-4,5-bisphosphate binding. The record is from RefSeq and is a predicted model, not a curated record. Gene Ontology annotation, biological process: exocytosis. NCBI's taxonomy places the organism in Eukaryota, Viridiplantae, Streptophyta, Magnoliopsida, Fabales, Fabaceae.
ACCAAUAAAAACACACAACCAAUAGAAAAUUUGGGAAAAAAAAAAAACAAAAAAACAAAAAAACAAGAAACAAGAUACCGCUCAUCACGUUGUGCGCUCUCUCUCUACCCUAUCUUCUUUCUCGGUCUUCUCUCUCUCUGCUGUCUCCUUUCCUUUACAACCACCGCGUUCUUUCCCAACUAUACCCUCACUACCCUCCACUUUUUCAACAAACCGCGUCUUUCCAGGGGCAAACCCGUCAUUCGAACUACCCCAUUCUGCUUCUUGUACACCCUUUACUCUGUGUGGGAGCAAGUGAUGCCCCGGCUAGAAGCAUGGCUGAGAACAACGGGGAAGAGAAAUUACUCGCUGUGGCGCGACAUAUAGCUAAGACGCUGGGCCACAACACCAACAUGGCUGAUGAUAUACUCCAAAUAUUUUCGAAUUUUGAUGGAAGGUUCUCGAAGGAGAAUUUAGCAGACAAGGUUGCAGAUGGUGAUCCCAGGGCCUGCGCCGCACUUGAUCAUUCCCUGAAGUCUCUUGACCGUCGGAUCUCACAGUUUGUGUCAUCCGACCGUCCGAUCUGGGCCGACUCCGCCGACGCUGUUGCUUUUCUUGACGCCGUUGACGAGCUCGUCGCCGCCGUCGCCGAGUGGUCGCAGCUCUCAACAGACAAGGCUUUUGGCGCGUGCCUCGCACGUGCCGAGGACAUGCUGCAGCACGCCAUGUUCCGACUCGAGGAUGAGUUCCGGUCGCUCAUGGAGCGCGCUGGAGAGUCUUUUGACCUGACUCCGCCGUACCGAAACGGCGUCGAGUCGGUGGAGAAUAUUCCAUUCGAUUCGGAGGAAGAGGAGAACGAGCUGGAGACGGCAGUGAACGACGGAGCAGAAGAGGAUCAGAUCCCGGUGGCUCUGCCCGUGACGGACUACGACAUCGUAAUCGACGCGCUCCCCGCGGGGACGAUCAACGAACGUAUACAGCAGUUGCAGGAGGGAGUUCUUGGAGGAGAGUCUCUCACGAUUAGGGUUACAGAAGCUGAGCAUCGAGGAGGUUCACAAGAUGCCAUGGCAGGACCUCGAGGACGAGAUCGAGAGGUGGAUUAAGGCCUCCAACGUCUCCCUCAAGAUCCUGUUCCCGAGUGAACGAAGACUAUGCGACCGUGUGUUCUUUGGAUUCUCCGCCGCUGCUGACCUCUCCUUCAUGGAGGUUUGCCGCGGAUCUACAAUUCAGCUUCUGAAUUUCGCGGACGCUGUCGCUAUCGGGAGCCGCUCGCCUGAGCGGCUGUUUAGGAUCCUCGACGUGUUUGAAACACUGCGUGACCUCAUUCCGGAAUUCGAAGCCCUGUUCUCGGAUCAGUACAGCGUUUCGCUCAGGAACGAAGCAAUUACUAUUUGGAAGAGGUUGGGGGAAGCAAUUAGGGGAAUUUUCAUGGAGCUGGAGAAUCUAAUUCGCCGCGAUCCGGCUAAGGUUGGGGUUCCCGGUGGGGGCCUACAUCCAAUCACACGCUACGUGAUGAACUACCUACGCGCUGCUUGCCGGUCACGGCAGACAUUGGAGCAAGUUUUUGAAGACUAUGGACAUCCGUUGAAGGAUUACCCUAAGCUUGAUGAUAGGGUCGCACCCAAUUCUUCACUCUCUGUGCAAAUGGAUUGGAUAAUGGAGCUGUUGGAGAGCAAUUUGGAGGCAAAGUCCAAAAUCUACAAUGAUCCUGCAUUGUGCUAUGUCUUCUUGAUGAACAAUGGGAGGUACAUUGUUCAGAAGGCGAAAGAUAGUGAAUUGGGAACUCUCUUGGGCGACGAUUGGAUCCGAAAACACACCGCAAAAGUUAGGCAGUACCAUGUGCAAUACCAGAGGAGUUCGUGGAACAAAGUUCUGGGGAUUUUAAAGCUUGAUGGUAGUAGUAACGGGUCAUUGGGGCCUAAUGGUCCAGCAAAGUCAAUGAAAGAGAAACUAAAAAUGUUCAACACACAGUUUGAGAAUUUAUGCAGGGUUCAGUCUUCUUGGUUUGUUUUCGAUGAGCAGCUUAGGGAAGAAAUAAGAAUUGCCCUUGAGAAGAUCUUGUUGCCUGCGUACGGAAGCUUCAUUGGAAGGUUCCAUACGGAACUUGGCAAGAAUGCUGAUAAGUACGUUAAGUAUGGAGUAGAGGACAUCGAAGUAAAGCUCAACGAUUUAUUUCAGGGUAGCAGUGGAUCAACCGGUAGCCGAAAGUGAAGGUAGGAGCUGCUAGUUGUUGUUGUUGUUGUGUGUAUGUAUUCGUAGUGUAAAUUAGAGUACAGAGUUUUGGUUAUCAGAGUUAGUACCUAGACAUCUGUAGCCUUCUGUUAUAAAUAGCACUGUAUGAUGUUCAUUUAUAUACAGUAUCAUUCUUCACUGAUGAAAGUUAUGUUGGAUUGAACUGUAAUCUGUAUUCUGUUAGUUGUUAGCCAUCAGAAUUACAAUAUUAAAAUCCUAAAUUUUUAGUUGUAACA